AAAUCCGAAUUUUCAACUCCACCGUUUGUCCCGGGAAAGAACAGAACAAGAGAGAGUAAUAAAUAACAACGGCUUGUUAGACUUGUAGUUCAGCUUCAGCCCCACUCCACUCUCUCCACUCUCCACUCUCAACUCAUUCUUAGAUCUGUAACCGCUGAAGCUAUGCAUAACUAGCCAUAGCUUCUUCCAUUUUUCAAACAUGUCCAAUUCCGAUCCCAACCACCGCACUCCUUCACCGCCGGACCCAAACCCAAUGCCGCCUUCUUCAUGGGCCAAGAAAACCGGCUUCAGGCCCAAAUUCUCCGGCGAGACCAAUGCCGCCGAUUCAGGUCCCAUUACCACGCCCAAGCCCAAGCCCAGGGAGCCCGACCCCAACCUCGAUCUCGAGGCCGGUCGCGUUACGCCUCCGCCAACCGCCAACGGCGACAAGGCUCUUCCUCCUCCGAAGAAGCGGAGAGACUCCGACGGCGUUCCCAAGACCUCGAUUCUCAGCACCAACGGACAGGCGCCGCCGCCGCCGCCACGGAGAACGGAGAGGCACGAGGAAGUGGUGGACGGCGACGGUUUUGUGUCGCGGCACUCGCAUAUGAAGUACGACCUCAGAGAUUCACCUGGUCUAGUUCCUAUUGGCGUGUACGGUAUUCAGCAGUAUCUUUCGAUAUUAGGUUCGUUGGUUCUGAUUCCGCUUGUGAUUGUUCCGGCCAUGGGAGGCACUCAUGAGGAUACUUCUAUGGUGGUAUCGACCGUGCUCUUUGUCUCGGGGGUGACUACUCUCUUGCAUAUUGCUUUUGGCUCCAGGUUGCCCUUGAUUCAGGGCCCUUCUUUUGUUUACCUCGCACCCGCGCUCGCCAUAAUCAACUCCCCGGAGUUUCAAGCACUGAAUGGAAAUAAAUUCAAGCAUAUAAUGAAGGAGCUCCAGGGGGCUAUAAUUAUUGGAUCAGCUUUUCAAGCUUUACUUGGAUAUACUGGACUUAUGUCGCUGUUAGUAAGGUUGAUCAAUCCUGUAGUUGUAUCCCCAACUAUUGCUGCAGUUGGACUUUCAUUCUACAGUUAUGGUUUCCCAUUAGUCGGUACAUGUAUUGAGAUUGGUGCAGUACAGAUAUUAGUGGUUAUUGUUUUUUCUCUUUAUCUUCGUAAGAUAUCUGUUCUUGGACAUCGCAUAUUUCUAAUAUAUGCGGUUCCUCUGGGUCUGGCAAUUACAUGGGCAUUUGCUUUCUUGCUGACUGAAGCAGGAGCUUACAGCUACAAAGGGUGUGAUACAAAUAUACCUGCCUCAAAUAUGGUUUCAGAGCACUGCAGAAAGCAUUUUUCAAGGAUGAGGCACUGUCGGGUCGAUACUUCUCAAGCAUUGAAAUCCUCUCCGUGGUUUAGGUUUCCUUAUCCACUACAAUGGGGUACUCCUGUCUUCCACUGGAAAAUGGCUCUUGUAAUGUGUGUGGUUUCCUUAAUCUCAUCUGUAGAUUCGGUUGGCUCAUACCAUGCAUCUUCAUUAUUGGUAGCAUCCAGACCGCCAACUCCUGGAGUUCUUAGUCGAGGAAUCGGUUUGGAAGGUCUUUCUAGUGUCUUGGCUGGUCUUUGGGGAACUGGAACUGGUUCUACAACAUUAACUGAAAAUGUUCACACAAUUGCUGUGACUAAAAUGGGAAGCCGCCGGGCAGUUCAACUAGGUGCCUGCUUUCUGAUAGUUUUGUCUCUUGUGGGUAAGGUUGGAGGAUUCAUUGCUUCAAUUCCUGAAGUCAUGGUUGCUGGUCUCCUCUGCUUUAUGUGGGCAAUGCUCACCGCAUUGGGCUUGUCAAAUCUACGCUACAGUGAGGCUGGAAGCUCUCGCAAUAUCAUCAUUGUUGGGUUAUCAUUGUUUUUCUCUCUUUCCAUACCUGCAUACUUUCAACAAUAUGGUCUCUCUCCCAAUUCCAACUUGUCAGUGCCAAGUUAUUUUCAGCCCUACAUUGUGGCUUCUCAUGGGCCUUUCCACAGCAAAUAUGCAGGGUUGAACUAUGUCUUGAACACACUUUUUUCACUACACAUGGUGAUAGCGUUUCUCGUCGCUGUUAUCCUGGAUAACACCGUACCUGGCAGCAAGCAGGAACGUGGGGUAUAUGUUUGGUCUGAAGCCGAGGUUGCCAGAAGAGAACCUGCUGUUGCUAAUGACUAUGGAUUGCCCUUGGGGGUUGGUCGGAUUUUCAGAUGGGUGAAGUGGGUUGGCCUGUAGAAGACAGGUUUCUUUGGUUCACAUAUUCACUUUAUUAAAUGCUCUCAACCACUGAAGGGGCAGUGUAAAGAUUCAAUUGUCUUGGAUGGACUCAAUGAUGGAGAGUAAUAAUAGGUCAAUUUGUAUACAUUGGGGAUUUUUAGGGGUCUAUUUGUGUUGUGAUUAGAUUAACCUUGUAGCUAGUUUUGAUUCAUUUGAAAUCUGCAGGUGUUUUUUUUUUUUUUUUUUUU
Cajanus cajan (pigeon pea) is the source of this 2439-nucleotide messenger RNA. RefSeq names its product nucleobase-ascorbate transporter 12. Gene Ontology annotation, molecular function: transmembrane transporter activity. Gene Ontology annotation, cellular component: membrane. Gene Ontology annotation, biological process: transmembrane transport. Lineage: Eukaryota; Viridiplantae; Streptophyta; Magnoliopsida; Fabales; Fabaceae. The record is from RefSeq and is a predicted model, not a curated record.